AUGGUGAGUGCGGGGGGAUCGCUGGGGCGGCGAGGGGAGGCCCGGGCUGGCUCCUUCGCCGCUUCCACAUUCCCGGGAAGGUUUGUGCCCUUAGAGUUCCGAGGUGGGGUGUCUAAAAAACCCUCCCAUGUCCCUGUUGGGGGUCUCCGUCGUGGGUGGGGGGGGGGAGGGAGAGGAAGAUAUGACAUUUUGAGCAAUAAAUAUGACUUUCGACACAAAAAAAUAGAUGUGGCGAUGGCCUUCCGCUGCAGGGAUGGUUUAGUAUUUGUUUAAACCGCCUAUGUAACUGUGAGUAUCUUGGGGGGGGGUGUUGUUGUUACAGGUUUGUUUUGUUUUUGUUUUCAUUAUCUUUAUUUUGUGGUUUUUUUUUUAUGCUGCGAACUGCCCUGAGAUCUUUGGGGGAAGGGCGGUGUGCAAAUUUAAUAAAUAAAACAAGCACACCAAGUUAAAACUUAAAACAAUACAUUUUCCCAGACUUUUGGGAAUGCUAGAGAAGACUCCUGUCCCUCAAAGGAAAAAAACAGAAACUGUGAUGCUUCAUUGCAAGGAAAGGGCCAGAUUUUAAUGUUUUAAUGUUGUAUUUUAAUCUUGUUUUUAAGUUGUAUUCAUUCAGCUUGUUUUUAUUAUUGUUUGUUAGCCGCCCUGAGCCUGGCCUUGGCUGGGGAGGGCGGGGUAUAAAUAAAAUAUAUUAUUAUUAUUUUACCCACUUUGCAUUUAGUGGGACUGUGCUUGCCCCGCACCCUAUUUUUUGUCUUAUUUUAACUGCCCCACCCUGACCCACUCGCCCUCUGGAAAUGGCAGGAUCGGGGGUGCAUUCCAAAGAAUGAUCUGGAUUUGUUUCUCUUUGCCACACUUAAGUGCCAUGCCCAAGUGUGUUUUCCUGUACUCCCUAAUCCAGGACGAGUAUACUUUAUGUCUGUACUCAUACCAGGAAUGUGGAUUAAAUUUCCCCUCGUCACUCACUGCAAGCAUGAAUGGAGAGGGUGUGGAGAUGAGUGGCUGAAAAAUGCUCCACUGGGGAUAAAUCCACAUUCUGCGAUGUGGAAAGUGCAGUCCUGUGUGUGCCUACUUGGAAGUAAGCCCUACUGAACUCACUCCCACAUAGGUCUGUCCAGGAUUGCAGCCUGAGUCCUUGUCCUUGUGAUGGGAGGGGUUGAGGGUAGGACUCUUUCCCCUUAAUACAGUGGUACCUCGGGUUACAGACGCUUCAGGUUACAGACUCCGCUAACCCAGAAAUAGUACCUCGGGUUAAGAACUUUGCUUCAGGAUGAGAACAGAAAUCGUGCUCCCGUGGCGUGGCAGCAGCAGCGGGAGGCCCCAUUAGCUAAAGUGGUUCUUCAGGUUAAGAACAGUUUCAGGUUAAGAACGGAUCUCCGGAACGAAUUAAGUACUUAACCCAAGGUUACACUGUAAAUGUUUAUUCCUAAAGUGGAGCAUGUAAUCUGCAUUGUCCCAGAAUACUUCAACCCUGUUCCCACUAAUGGACUCACAGUUGUCCAUGGAGGCGCAGUGCAAUUCUGUGUCCAGGGUAGCUGUCUACCAGCUCCAUCUGGUACGCAGGAUGAGGCCCUCCCUGCCUGCAGACUGUCUCGCCAGAGUGGUGCAUGCUCUGGUUAUCUCCCGCUUGGACUACUGCAAUGUACUCUAUGUGGGGCUACCUUUGAAGGUGACACAGAAACUACAACUAAUCCAAAAUGCGGCAGCUAGACUGGUGACUGGAAGCGGCCGCCGAGACCACAUAACACUGGUCCCAAAAGACCUACAUUGGCUCCCAGUUACAGGGAAUCAAGCAGAGGGCCUUCUCGGUAGUGGCGCCCGCCCUGUGGAACGCCCUCCCACCAGAUGUCAAAGAAAUAAACAACUAUCGGACUAUUAGAAGACAUCUGAAGGCAGCCCUGUUUAGGGAAGCUUUUAAUAUUUAAUGAAUCAUUGUAUUUUAAUAUUCUGCUGGAAGCCACCCAGAGUGGCUGGGGAAGCCCAGCCAGAUGGGUGGGGUAUAAAUAGUAAAUUAUUAUUAUUAUUAUUAUAAUAUUGAUUGAUUGAUUGAUUGAUUGAUACUUGGAAGCUAGUUCUCUUGUGGUCAAUGGGACUCCUUCAUUUUAAGUACGAUCUGGAUCAACACCAAUUGUGAUUUUUGUAUGUGUGUCAUUAUGCACUUUAGCCACCCUGGAAAAUAAUAACAUAAAGAGCUGUGAGAGGAUGGAAUUUUUACUUGGUAUCUCUUCCAAGGCACACCCUUGCCUAGUCAUUCUAAUCUGCUUCCGUUAAUGGUAAAUUUGGAACCGGGCUGGCUGUUGUGUUUGGCUAAUCUGGUGUAAAAGGUGGUGGUGUGUAUGCAUACAUCUUAAGUUCCCUUUUGGCUCCUUCUGUCCAUCUAAUUGUUCUCUUGGAGAAAGCUAAAGUAGAACAGUUGCACUUUUCCAAAAUGGGAUGCCGUCACUUUGGGAAUUCCUUGAGGUAAGGGUCCCCACCCCACCCACAACUGCCUUCUCUCCCCUCUCAUGGAGCCCAGAAAGGGCUGAAUCUGCUAUCUGCCUCUAGUCUCUUGGGCAAGUUCACACCAGUAUAAACACCCUCUUGUUCCUUUUCUGCCCACCCACCACUGCUGCUUAUGUUUAACUCUCUGUUCACCCUCCAGCCAUCAUCACGUCUUUGUUACUGUUCUUAUUAUGAAUUUUGUGUUGUUAUUUUGUACAGUGGUACUUCGGGUUAAGUACUUAAUUCGUUCUGGAGGUCCGUACUUAACCUGAAACCGUUCUUAACCUGAAGCACCACUUUAGCUAAUGGGGCCUCCUGCUGCCGCCAUGCUGCCGGAGCGUGAUUUCUGUUCUUAUCCUGAAGCAAAGUUCUUAACCUGAAGCACUAUUUCUGGCUUAGUGGAGUGUGUAACCUGAAGCGUAUGUAACCUGAAGUGUAUGUAACCUGAGGCACCACUGUAUUUUUAUGGCGUGAACUGCCCUGAGAUCUAUGGACGAAGAAGGGCAGUAUGCACAUUUAUAAUAAUAAUAAUAAUAAUAAUAAUAAUAAUGACCAUUCUUUGGAAGCAAUCAGUGUCAGCUGGUGGGAGGGGGCUGGUGCUUGUGUAGGGAGGGCAGUUCGGUUAGAUGGCCUUGGGUCUUGGUCUUGGCACUUUGGAAGCAAAGGAAUCUGCUUUCUCCUGUGUCAGGCCAUUGGCCCAUCCCACUCAGCAUUGUCUACACUGACUGGCAGCUGCUCUCCAGGGUUUCAGGCAGGGGUCUCUCCCAGCUACACCUGCAUGUGCUGGGGAGUGAACCUGGACCUUUCUGUGUGCAAAGCAGAUGUUCUGCCAGCUGAGCCACGGCCACAUCCCCUUUGUAAGUUUUUCACUCGCCCUGCCCAACCUCUCUUAAAUUCUUAACUCCUUGCGAUACUCAAAAGGCUAGUUCUCAAGGAAAUUGGCUUGUGUGCUGAAAGCCUCUUUCAACAGGCUUCGGUUAGACUUUAGAGGCCUUGAGCUGUUUUGUUUGUGAGAGCUCCUAGCCUUAAGUCUGGCUGUGAGUAAAAAAAAAAAAAAGAGAGAAAAGUAGGGCAUGUCUGUCUUGCAAAACCUAAUCCAGUUUUACUGUCAAGAUUUCUGCCUCCUCCCCACCCCAGGAAUUAGGUGCUUUGUGGGUUUGCACAGGAGCUGAAGCUCCUCUACUAGAUUCCUCACUCCUCUGAAUAAAAAUUAUUUUUAGUUCCAGCAAAAGAAACAAUGAGAUGGUCCCUGCCCCAAACAGCUUACAAUUGAAACAGCAGUGGCAGAAGUGGAGUCCCUCUGCCUCCCACCCCAAAAAAUCCUCUGGCAUUUAAACAGGUUUUAAACCCUUGCACAGAAGUCAUUCCAAAUCCCCGCACGGCAGGGAGAUGUAAGCUAGAGACUCGCAAAUGCUUUUCCUUCUCUUUUCCUUGGCAACAGGGCUGCAGUAAGCUGUUCUGGUGCUUACGGGUGCCUUGCUGGCUCAGGGCCUCCUAUGAUGAGCAAAUGAUUUCUGGGUGGUGCAAGUACCUGGAAGCAGCCUAUUCAGGGAACUGGGCUGUGCCUCCGCCUGACGCAAUCGCUGAGCUGCAUUUAUUUGUGAGUGUAACCGCCAGGAAUACAUUUUCACAAAGCUACUUGUAGGAGUAGAGAAGCUCAGGCAGGAAUAACGAAGGACGUCUUUUGCGGCAACAAUUUGCCUCUUCUCUCCUGUUUCUGCUCUUUGCUGUCCUUCCACUUGCAUCAGCUUGGCCUUUCCAUGCUGGAAAUGACUAUCUGAGAUGGAUUUCACUGCAGAGAGCAAAGGAAUUUGCAGGAUAGGUUUUGUUUUGUCUUAUCUGUAUAGUGUAAGAUGAACAUUGAGGCAGUGAUGUAUAUCCAGAAACUCUCUGGUGUGGCCUAAGUCCUGGCGGGGGGAUAACUUCAUCUUGUCCCUUUAUUUGCUUAUUUUUAUAUCCCAACUUUCUUCCAUGGAGGCAUACACGAUUCUCCCCUUCUCAUUUCAUCCUUGUAGAAACCUUGUGAGUUGUGGUUCAGCAACACCUGGAGAGCCAAAUGUUCCCUAUACCUGGCUUAUCUCAUCCACCAUCAGUGGCCAACCAGAUCACCUCUAUUUCUGGACUUUCCCAGUGGCAUGAGCAGAAAAGUCCUUUUCCUCAAGUUCUCCGCUUGCAGCAGGAAUAGGGAGGCGUGCCUGGACUCCCGACUCCCGCCAGCCAGCAUGACCAAUGGUUAAGGGAAAAGGGAGCUGCAGCCAGCCUGGCAAUAUCUAGAGGGGGCACAGGUUCCCUAUCCCUGGUCUGCAGUGACCUUCCUCAUACUGGGGCUACAACUCCCAUCAGCCCCCGGUCCCACGUUGGGGAAGGCUGGCGUUGGCAAUACAGUGGUACCUCUGGUUGCGAACGGGAUCCGUUCCGGAGGCCGUUUCGCAACCUGAAAAGAAAGCCUGCGGAUCGCCGCUUCUUCGCAUGUGCGUGACGUCAUUUUGUGUGUCUGCGAGACCUGCGAAAUCCGGAAGUAACCCGUUCCGUUACUUCCGGGUCGCUGUGGGACGCAACCUGAAAACGCGCAACCUGAAGCAAACGUAACAUGGGGUAUGACUGUACUGAGCAGAUAGAAUCAUAGAAUCCUAGAGUUGGAAGAGACCACAAGGGCCAUCGAGUCCAACCCCCUGCCAAGCAGGAAACACCAUCAGAGCACUCCUGACAUAUGGUUGUCAAGCCUCUGCUUAAAGACCUCCAAAGAAGGAGACUCCACCACACUCCUUGGCAGCAAAUUCCACUGUCAAACAGCUCUUACUGUCAGGAAGUUCUUCCUAAUGUUUAGGUGGAAUCUUCUUUCUUGUAGUUUGGAUCCAUUGCUCCGUGUCGGCUUCUCUGGAGCAGCAGAAAACAACCUUUCUCCCUCCUCUAUGUGACAUCCUUUUAUAUAUUUGAACAUGGCUAUCAUAUCACCCCUUAACCUCCUCUUCUCCAGGCUAAACAUGCCCAGCUCCCUUAGCCGUUCCUCAUAAGGCAUCGUUUCCAGGCCUUGGACCAUUUUGGUUGCCCUCCUCUGGACACGUUCCAGUUUGUCAGUGUCCUCCUUGAACUGUGGUGCCCAGAACUGGACACAGUUCAACGGCUGGACUUUGUGCAAGGCUGCUUCCUCUGUUCUCACUGCAGGAUCACAGAGCACAAAGCAUUUCAGAAUACAGUGGUGCCUCGGGUUAAGAACUUAAUUCGUUCUGGAGGUCCGUUCUUAACCUGAAGCCGGUCUUAACCUUAGGUACCAGUUUAGCUAAUGGGGCCUCCCGCUGCUGCCGCACAGUUUCUGUUCUCAUCCUGAAGCAAAGUUCUUAACCCGAGGUACUAUUUCUGGGUUAGCGCAGUCUGUAACCUGAAGCGUCUGUAACCCGAGGUACCACUGUAGUUACUUGUUUCCUCUUAUUAGUUUCUGGGGCUUUGCGCCAGACCUGCCAACAGCUGGGGAUCAGAGAGCUGUGGCUGACUUAAAUGUCUUAAUAAGAAUGUCUUAUUCAUCUCCCUCCUCGUCUCUCCUUCCCUGCCCCCCCCCCCCCCGCAGAGUGAAUCCCUCGUGGUUUGUGACGUGGCUGAAGACCUUGUGGAGAAGCUGAGAAAAUUCCGUUUCCGCAAAGAGACGAACAAUGCUGCGAUUAUCAGUAAGACGUCUGCCCACCAGGGUUUCAAGGCCUUGCGCUGGGUUGGGGUGGAGAAGGAUCUGCUGAGUAAGAGCAGAGGGCGUUGCGGACUCUGCAUUUGGCCUGAGGCCUCCUUGCGCUUUGCUUUCUGAGAGCAGAGUUGAAAGAACUUUUGCAUUUGGAUGUCAGCAAAAAACGAACAAAAAAACCCUGUCCUAGGCAAUUUGUGGAGAGCUGGUUGAGUGGCAACCUUUGUGUCUGCCGCAGGUUACCAGUUGGUUGAAACCACCGGAUGGGAGAGAACUUUUGUGCUUGAAUCCUGCUUGCUAGUUUCCCGCAAUCCACUGUGAGAACAGGGUGAUGGACUAGAGGGGACCAUUGGCUUGAUCCAGCAGAGCUCUCCUUGUGGAUUUGUGAGUCCACUGAAUGGCCAGAGGCAAGAUGCAGGCACUCAGUCCCAACUUUGUAUAGCGGGAGAAAUGUUGUUGGAAGGUAGUGAUCAGUGUUAGAAACUCAAAUAUAUAAGCUGGGCGGCAAAUGGCUCCUUAAACCAAGGUUACGAUUGCCAAAGCGGAAUGCCUAGAUGCCAUUUUGGAGCCAGGCGGCUCGAAGUUGGUCCCUGAAAUUCAUUCUGGUUGUGCAGAUAAAAUACAAAAUUCUACAGGACGUGGUAUUAGUGUGUGAAAACAGCCAAGAUUCAAGGAUCCCCAGGCAGCUGCUUUCAGGUGGUGGAGCGAUCAGGCGCUAUAUUGGCGCCCGGUCAUCUUCACUCGGUCGCAAGUGGCCGAUAGCCAGGUGCAAAAUGCGCCCGGCGCCUGCCUAAUUUCGAAUGCUGGCAGUGAGAAGUAUUGAGGUGGGAAGGGGAAGGCGCAAGCCAGUAGUGGGCGGAGCAAUGGCCGUUGCGAUUGCCUUUGUUCAGUCGGCCAGAUUCCAGCCGUUCAAAGAUAAGGGGGCUCUCUCACAUUUGGUCUGCGCACAAACACACAUUGUGUAUACAGUGGUACCUCUGGAUGCGAACGGGAUCCGUUCCGGAGCCCUGUUCGCAUCCUGAACAGAACGUAAGACGCGUCUGCGCAUGCACGUGACGUCAUUUUGAGCGUCUGCGCAUGCGCGAGCGGCAAAACCCGGAAGUAACCCGUUCCAUUACUUCCGGGUCGCCGCGGCACGCAACCUGAAAAUGCUCAACCUGAAGCAUAUUUAACCCGAGGUAUGACUGUAUAUAAGCCUCAUUCCAUGCAAGCAAAAGGUAUUCUUGGUUGGAGGACACAAGCCAGCCAAAUAGGUUUGGGGACAGGGGGAGGGGCUUGAGGAGAGGGUGUGUGGCUUAGAGGGAGGCCUGAGGGUUGCCUCUGGCCCUGGGGUUCCCCACUUCUGCUGUAGCAAAGCAGUAGGGUAUUAAAUGGCCAACAGAGUCUUGGAGGCAGUUUCUCCAAGUUGUCCCAAAUUAUGUCAACACCGUAAUUAAGCUUCGGGUCUGUCUGUCCAGAGCUGACCUUGUCGGCUUCAGUGGCUCUUCUGUGGAGCCUCUUUUAUCAUCCUGAGGAUCCCUUUAAAAAGAAGAAAUCGAAAGAGAUUACUGCCCUCAUGGUUACAAAGAUAAGUGGAUUUAUCGCGGCUUAUGUUCUUUUCCAAAUGUUUCUUCUUUCUCCUGAUUCUCCUUCCCUGCCCUGGUUGAGCAAACGUCUCUUAACUACAAGAAACUGCCGUCGUGGCAUUUGCUAUGGGUGGUUUGGUGACGUUGGGCAGUAUUUAUGUGUGUGUGCAUGUGGAUGAACUAUUUAUAGCCCACCAUAAUAAAACACAAGUUACAAGCUAGCUAGCAAAAAAGAAAAGAAAAGAAAAAUUGCUCAACAGUCACCAGGCAAAAACACAUCUAAAAGCACCGUUUUCAUCUGGUUCCAAACAGCAAGAAUAUCUUCCUGGAAAAAAGCAAGUUCUGUAACUUGGGGGUGCUGUGGCUGAGAAGGCCCUGUCCCUGCUGAGGUGUCCCUCAUCUUAAAUUUAUGCACCUGGUUCUUCCUGCCUAAGUGCAGAACCUUACAUUUGUCACUAUUGAAAUUCAUUUUGUAACCUUGGGCUCAGUUCUCCAAUCUGUUAAGGUAAUAAUAAUAAUAAUAAUUAUUAUUAUUAUUUAUACCCCGCCCAUCUGGCUGAGUUUGCCCAGCCACUCUGGGCGGCUCCCAAUCAAGUGUUAAAAACAGUACAGCAUUAAAUAUUAAAAACUUCCCUGAAAGGGAAUCGUAUUGAAUCAUAGCUGUCACCUUUUCCCUUUUCUUGUGAGGAAUUCUAUUCGGAAUAAGGGAAUUUCCCUUAAAAAAAGGGAAACAUUGACAGCUAUGUAUUGAAUCCUGAUUCUGUCUUCUGCGGCAUUAGCUCCCCCUCCCAGUUUGGUGUCAACCUCAGAUUUGAUGAGCAUCCCCUCUUUUACUUCAUCGCAAGUCAUUUAUAAAGACGUUGAACCACAACGGGCCCAGGACAGAACCCUGUGGCACCCCACUUGCCACCUUUUUUCAAGGAUGGUGAGAAACCUUCCCUUGUGGUAAAACAACAGAGCAAAGUCUUAAUAAAAGCUUUUGUUUUUAUUUUUUUUAAAGCAUGUUGUUAAUAGCAACCCAUGUUGCUAAUAGCACACAGUGAGUGCAGGCGGGUCGCCAGUGAGGAGUCAGUGUUACCCUGUAAUCGCCCUCUGCCACAAAGACACUCCUUUUCUGAGUGUCUUUGUGGCAGAGGGUGAUGCUCAACAGCAGGGAUGGGAAACCUCAGACUCGGGGGCCACAUUCAGCCCUCUAGACCUCUCUCUCUGGCCCUUGGAACUCUUCUCUGGGCCUCACCCCUCGUCAGCCUUGCUUUGCACCCUCAUUGAGUGUUUUUGCCUGGCUGGGAUUUGCCCUUGAACUUUGACAAUUUCCCCUGCUUGUCUACAUGGAGAACAGAGAAGGGUUUCCUAAUAACAAUAAUAAUAAUAAUAGUAAUUUAUUUAUACCCCACCCAUCUGGCUGGGCUUCCCCAGCCACUCUGGGCGGCUUCCAAAAAAAAUUAAAAUACUGUAAUACAUCAAACAUUAAAAGCUUCCCUAAACAGGGCUGCCUUCAGAUGUCUUCUAAAAGUCUGGUAGUUGUUGUUCUCUUUGACAUCUGGUGGGAGGGCGUUCCACAGGGCGGGUGCCACUACCGAGAAGGCCCUGUGCCUGGUUCCCUGUAACUUGGCUUCUCACAGCGAGGGAACUGGCAGAAGGCCCUCAGAGCUGGACCUCAGUGUGCAGGCUGAAUGAUGGGGAUGGAGACGCUCCUUCAGAUAUACUGGACCAAGGCCGUUUAGGGCUUUAAAGGUCAGCACCAACACUUUGAAUUGUGCUCGGAAACAUACUGGGUGUGGAGCGUAAAUAGGUGUGGAAAAUAGCCUCUUGCACAAAGGAAAACAUACGCACCUGUCAUUCCUCCUCCUCCUUUUGCCAACUUCUAGUAUUCAGCCCUUGGAACAGUGUCCAGAAUCCUCUUGGUGGGUCAGCUGAGAGUUGCUCCGAACAUUGGCCUGUUAAUUGUGCUACUGUUAAUUGAAUUAAUUUAUUAUUUUGGUCACAGACCAGUUCCAGCUCACAUACAAAAUCAGGGAAGUCACGAAACACAGUAGGGAUGCAUUUAAAUUUGCAGUGCGGUAUAACAGGGACAGUACAGAUGCAGCAGCAAUUAAAAUAUAUAAAUUACAUCUUACUCACUAAAAUAUAACCUGAAGUUGUCAUUUAAAACCUUAAUCGUGGUGGUAUCACAGCUUGUUCCCUAAGUUUUAUGGCAAUCGCACAGAAUUUGGCCACCUUUAACGUGAUCUCUGGAUCUUUGUCCUCUACCAGAGAUUUUAAACAUUGGAGUUUGGACCCAUUUGGAGAUUAUUACUCUUAAUUGGCUGCAGCCAGAGAGUAAGGCAGGGCAAGCAGCCCUGUAAAAAAAGGAAGCAGUAGAACCAUUGACAUCAGUGGUCCUAGCUGAGUCGUGUUCAUUAAUUUCAGUGGGUUCAUUUCAAUUUCUUUCUCCCUUUUAUUAUAGUGAAGAUCGACAAGGAUAAGCAGCUGGUGGUUCUGGAUGAAGAACAUGAGGUUUGUGGAUGGUCUAUUUAUAUAGUGUGGAUUUUGUGUCUUCGCCUCCAGCUACAAACUGCUUCCAAGCUGGGGCUGCAACUUCUCACAGCAAAGAUUUUCUUAUUGCUGGAUUUUGAAAGUGAACCGCUGCGCCAUUUGGAAAAUCGUUUCUUUGUCUGUAUUCCACGCCACACCAGCUCUGCCCUUUGCAAUGUUGGUUCCUGCAGGAUGCUCUGAAACCACGCCUGGGUGGUCUUGGCAGAAGUAGCAACGUCGCGCUUGGCAUGUCUCUUCAGAAACAAACCCCACUGAGUUUAGUGGGCUUUAUUUCCUAGCUUUUGCCAAGCUGGUGCUGUUCAGAUGUUUUUGACUACAACUCCCAUCAGCCACAGUAUGAUUCGUCCCUGCUGGGUGGAGCUGAUAUCUGAACAGCACCUGGUGGUGGCGGUGAUGAUGAUUUAAUAGAUUUAUAUACUAGCCUUCAUCAUAAGAUAUCAGGGUGGUUCACAGAAUAAAAUGGUCAAGGGCUCUUUAAGGGAACAUGCUUCAGAUAAUAAUAAUAAUAAUAAUAAUAAUAAUAAUAAUAAUAAUAUAUAAAUUAUUUAUACCCCGCCCAUCUGGCUGGGCUUCCCCAACCACUCUGGGCAGCUUCCAACCAAAUAUUAAAAUACUGUAAUACAUCAAACAUUAAAAGCUUCCCUAAACAGGGCUGCCUUCAGAUGUCUUCUAAAAGUUUGGUAGUUGUUAUUCUCUUUGACAUCUGGUGGGAGGGCGAACCACAGGGCAGGCGCCACUACCGAGAAGGUCCUCUGCCUGGUUCCCUGUAGCUUUGCUUCUCGCAGCGAGGGAACCUCCAGAAGGCCCUCGGGAGCUGGACCUCAGUGUUUGGGCAGAACGAUGGGGGUGGAGAUGCUCCUUCAGGUAUACUGGACCUUUGAGGCCAUUUAGGACUUUAAAGGUCAGCACCGACACUUUGAACUGUGCUCAGAAACGUACUGGGAGCCAGUGUAGCUUGGAUAACUUAGUUACUGUUAUGUAUACCAUUUUAUACAGCUGUUGGAUAUAUCUGUGGGAUUCCUGUGUGCACAACCCCGUCUCUUGUUUUAUUUUUAAUUCUACCAGGGCAUUUCUCCAGAUGAGCUAAAAGACGAGCUGCCCGAGAGGCAACCUCGAUAUCCUUUUUUUGGCGGCGGCAAUAUUUUGCUUUAGAAGAACCCAUUUCCGGUCUGCAUAUUGGUGCUUGCAAAAGCCUCAAGCCAUCACAACCAGCUCUGCCUGGGCAUGUGGGUUGGGCCAUGAAACAGGUGUACAAAUCGAUGGGUCACUGGUGGCGAUUCCAGGUUCAAUCCUCACAUGGAAACCAUCAUUUGUCCACAGACUGCUUUUCAGGUCAUGUGGCCAGCAGGACUAAAUUGCUUCUGGUGCAACGGGACACAAUGACAGAAACCAGAGUGCACGGAAACACCAUUUACCUUCCCGCUGCAGCGGUACCUAUUUAUCUACUAGCACUGGUGUGCUUUCGGACUGCUAGGUUGGCAGGAGUAGGGACCGAGCAAAGGGAGCUCACCCCGUCGCGGGGAUUCGAACUGCCGACCUUCUGAUCGGCAAGCCCAAGAGGUUCAGUGGUUUAGCCCACAGCGCCACCCAUGUCCCUAUGGUGUAUUACAAUAGCUACACUAGGCAGAAAAGCAGUUACCGUAUUUUUUGCUCUAUAAGACUCACUUUUUCCCUCCUAAAAAGUAAGGGGAAAUGUGUGUGCGUCUUAUGGAGCGAAUGCAGGCUGCACAGAUAUCACAGAAGCCAGAACAGCAAGAGGGAUUGCUGCUUUCACUGCGCAGUGAUCCCUCUUGCUGUUCUGGCUUCUGAGAUUCAGCAUAUUUUUUUCUUGUUUUCCUCCUCCAAAAACUAGGUGCGUCUUGUGGUCUGGUGCGUCUUAUAGAGCGAAAAAUACGGUAAGUGGUCUGCCAAGAACCUCGGCGAUUUUCAAGUGGUCCAUGGUGCGAAUAUUUUGGGAGCCACUGGCGUAGACAAUUUUAAGAUAGGUGGGCCAAUGUUCUGGCUUGGUACAAGGCCCCUUUUUACAGUUCUUGCCCACUAGGGGUGAGAGGCUGUCUUUAGAACGCCCAUUAUAAGCUAGGUAAGAGCUGGAGCCUCAAUGGACAAGCAGGACAUUGAACCUAAGAAAGGGAAAAUAUGAAUGGAGUGUCCACGCCCUUACCAAGGCAAAAAGACAGAUAUUGAUGAACUGGAAAGAUUUAAAUGCAGCUCUCUUCAAUGAGUGGAUAGAAUAUAUGUACAAACCUGUAACACAUGAACAAGCCGUUUACAAAUGUAGACUCGCCAUGGACAAAUUUAACAACAUUUGGAAUUCAUUUUUAUGAGCACUGUAGUAGGUUAAGUUUAGGUUAACUACCAUAACCAUCAUGUAAUGUUAAUAGUUUUUUGUUUUUUGUUUUUUAAACGGGUGUUUUUUUGUUUUAUUUAUUUGUUUUUUUGGGGGGGACGCAGGUGACACUGGGUUAAACCACAGAGCCUGGGACUUGCCGAUCAGAAGGUUGGCGGUUCGAAUCCCCACGACGGGGUGAGCUCCCGUUGCUCGGUCCCAGCUCCUGCCAACCUAGCAGUUCGAAAGCACGUCAAGUGCAAUUAGAUAAAUAGGUACCGCUCCGGCGGGAAGGUAAACGGCAUUUCUGUGCACUGCUCUGGUUCUCCAGAAGCGGCUUAGUCAUGCUGGCCACAUGACCCGGAAGCUGUACGCCGGCUCCCUCGGCCAAUAAAACGGGAUGAGCGCCGCAACCCCAGAGUCGGCCACGACUGGACCUAUUUUAUUUUAUUUUCACAUUUUCUUUUACCUGGUGCACUUAAAAUUUUAUACUUCUUAUUUUUCCGUAAAGAAUAUAACAAGCAAAACUGCAUUUCCCAGCGUUCUUUAGGGAGAAGAUGUGACUGUUUUAAAGUGGGAUGAUUCUGCUUUAAAUGCAUAGUGCGAAUGGGACCUCGGGGUGGAAAGCAGGCGGGGCGGGCGGGGAGGCGCUGCUCAGACCAAACAAGAGUCCCUGGGAAGUGCUUUCAACUGUCUGGUACGAUCAUGGCCGCCUUUAGUCCAUUUUAGCGUUUCAUUGAUCCGAACGUAGCAGCCCCAGGUAUGAACUGCCCUCCUCACCUGUAAACUCUGCUUAAAAACUGAGCACGUUGCAACGGGCAGGUUUCAAGAUCCUCUCUUGCCCACCCCUCCUGCUUCCAUUUUCCUUAACUCUGAGAAAACGUUCAUCGUCUACAGCUACAAGUACCAGCACGAUGACGGGAGAGUCUCUUACCCGCUCUGCUUCAUCUUCUCCAGCCCCGUCGGUAAGUCAAGCUCCGGCUGGAUGAUGGGGGCAGUUUCUCCCGUACAAAUUCCUGCUCUGCGUGGGGUUGGACUGGAUGACCUUUUGAGGGCCCUUCCAGCUCUUUACAGUUCUGCGAAGCAAAACACAGCCGCCUGCUGGGCUUCAAGAUGGAGAUGGCUGAUUGCCAUAAGGACAGCAAGUUCCGCUGGGAGCCAUGUUUUAAUCGGACGGGACAAAAACACGUCUUAGGAUAGCCCUAAGAACAGCCCACACAUGAUCUGGGGCGAGGUUAUGUUGGUGAAGCUUGUGAAUCGCCCUUUUCAGGACCCCCAUGCUCUCAAUUUUAAGUGUAUACACCUGCCUUCGUUGGCCCGGCACCCUCCAGAAAUUGUUGUUGGACUACAACUCCCAUCAUGCACUGGCAGGGGCUGAUGGGAGUUGUAGUCCAACACCCUCUGGAGGGAGCCAGGCUGACAAAGCCUGGCUUAGAUUUCGGAGCCCAGGAGGUGCAACGCUUAAGAGUUGUCAAGCUAGGACCUGGGUUCAAAUCCCCACUGGGCCACGAAGCUCAUUUGGUAUGACCUUAGGCCAGUCAUUGCCUUCUCUCAGCCCAGCCUGAAGGAAUGGGUUUCUGUGUAGUCAGUUUGAAACAGGACCCAAAAAUCCCCUCCUCUUCUUUUUCCAAGGGAGCAUUUCUAAAAUGCAUUAACUUGAGCUGUUGAGCAAAUGCAUAACAAGAACACAGCUGUAUAAACAAAGCUCUCUCCUUUAUCAGUCACGGCAAAAGAUGACCUUGGCUGUUCCAGUGGAGUAGGGAUGACAUGUCUGGGUCUUCCCUUACUGCGCUCUGACGCACAGACCUAGUCCGGGAACAGCGCCAGAGUGUGUUCUUGGAGUUGGUGACCUCUUGCUCCAAGAUAAGAGCAUAGGAACAAGAAUACCCUUUUAUGGUCAGGAGUACAGGAAGGAAAACCCUUUUAUGGUUAAGAGUACUGGAGCAGGAACAUCUGUGAUGUCAACCUGCGUGUACAAGCUGAUGUGACUAGAUUCCUGGGGAAGGGGGAGAGGGUGCCUGGAGGAUAUAUAUACUGCAUGAAAUCUCUCAUUUCUUUGGACUUGCUGUGAACUGACCACGCAAGUGCCUCACAGUGUCGUCGUGGGGAUUAAAUUGGGGGGCGGAAAUGGGGAGCUCCUUAGAGGAAAAGGUGGGAUAUAAAUGCAAUCAGUUAAUAAAUGGAAAGGGGCGACUUGCAAGGGACGAGACUCUAGUAGAGCAGCUUUUGCCAACCAGGUGCCCUCCAGAACUACAGUUCCCAUUGGCCCAAUGGGAGUUGCAGUCCAGAGCAUCUGACAGGUGACAGGUUUAGCAGAGCAAGGAGCUGGUAGCGAGUGGGGAUUGAAAAGCAGCCAGGCAGUAAAAUGGCUGGCCUAUUCCAUCUGUACCCCUGCCCCGUUCCUCCUGAACAGACUGCCUUAAUGCUGGUCUUGCUUUGCUCCUGAUCCCGAUUUCCUCCCGAUAAUUGCAGGGUGCAAGCCUGAGCAACAGAUGAUGUACGCCGGCAGCAAAAAUAAGCUCGUACAGACGGCGGAACUCACAAAGGUAAGAGUGGAACGCUCCCAGAAUUUGCUGGGUACGAACUUACUGCAUUUUGGGGAAAGGUAGUGGCUUAAUGGGGGUGGGGAAGGCCUGACUGACUCCAGCUGCAAAAGCUGAGGCUGCUGAAGACCAUCUUGGCUGUGAGUCCUGGAAGAUCUGCUUCCUGCUUGCAGGCCUUUUCCCACCUGGCCUGGAAGGCAGGACCUUGACUGACUCCAGCUGCAGAAGUUGAGGCUGCUGGGCAGAAUCUUGAGCUGGGGUGUUGUUUUGGAUUCUUUCUUGGGUGCGGAUGCUGUUGUUGUUUUGUAUCAUUUUCAGUCCUGUUGUGAUAUAUAUACAGUACACAAAUUGCUCCUUUUGGUUGCAUACUUUAAAUGAUUGAUUUAUUGUUCAUGUCCACUUUUGUUAUGUUGCAGUGACGUGUUUUUUUUUCAUGUUGUAAGCUGCCUUGAGCAUGGUCUGAACUGUGGAAAGGUGGCGUGCAAAUGAAAUUAUGUCUGUGUUCUAGAGCAUCUGCCUUGUGUGCAGAGGGGUCCUUGGGUAGAUUCCCGACUCCGGAGAGCUGCUGCCGGUUGGUGUAGCCAGCACUGAGCUAGAUGGACCAAUGGUCUGAUUCGUCAUGCUAACUUGAUGCUUUCCCCAUUGCCUAAACUCUUCUAUCAGUUUUAAAUCUAUUAUCAGGGCAUGUGUGUACAGUGGUACCUCAGGUUAAGUACUUGAUUGGUUCCGGAAGUCUGUACUUAACCGGAAGCGUUCUUAACCUGAAGCGGACUUUCCCAUUGAAAGUAAUGGAAAGUGGAUUGAUCCGUUCCAGACGAUGAAAAAACACCCCCUAAAACAGCAAUUUAACACGAAUUUUACUGUUUCACGAGACCAUUGAUCCAUAAAAUGAAGGCAAUAAUCAAUGUACUGUACUAUAAAAUAAGACAGUAUUUUAGAUGAAAAGAAAUUAUUUCCAAACUCACUGUUUGGAGGGGGCUCAGGGUCCUCUUCCACAAUCACAGUGGCUUGGCUCCCGGCAUUCGCAGAGGCCUCAGAGAGCUCCGUAGGCCCUGCCGAUGUCCGGGUUUAACCCUAACCCUAACCCUCCAGGCAGCGGCGAGGCCUCCGAGAGCUUGGACAACUUACUUCUGGGUUACAAUCGUUCGUAACCCAAAAAAACGUAAGUUGAAGCGUUCGUAACCCGAGGUACCACUGGAAUGUGGUGCCCAUAAAAUUCUGUGCUAAGGGGAAAACUGAACUUUGUAGCCUGUGCGCAGUAUACAGAUCUGCCCCUAUAAAUUAGACAAAAUUACUCUGCUCUGCUAGUUGUGCAGAGAGGCAGAGAACUGGCACUGAGUCACUGUCUCUUUUUGUGCAAGAGAUCCUCUGGCAUGUGGGGGGAAAGGCGUCCUGUGGCUAGCUUCAGACUUCACUGGGCUUCCACUUCCUUUUUUUUUUUUUUUUUAAUUAACGUUAUUGGAGUUUAUAAAGAAAAAUACAAAGAUUAUUGUCAAAUAUCUCCUUUUUUGUGUGUGGUCCAAACGAAAACAUUGAUCCAGAGGCAAAAAAGAGAUGGAGAAGAGGGGUGGGGGAACUAGAGAGAAAGAAAGAGAGGAGGAGGGAGGGAGGAAUAGAAAAGGAAUUAAAAGAGAAAGUGGAAGGAGAAGAAAGAGAGGGAAAAAAUUAAGAAGUUGGUUUUCCAUUUCCAGUUUCAUAAGGGCUGGUCACUCAGCUACAUGCGCAUGAAUACACAGGUGUGCCAGGAAGCCAGGUGUGGCUUUGAGUGAUGGGGACACCCAGGCAUGCACACGGACAGCACUGGCCGAUGGCAUCCUUUCACCUCUGGAUAACCCUUGUAAGUUUCAGAUGGGUUGGGAAGGCGGGCAAGAGAGGGGCGCCCGCUCUCGCCUGCCUUCACGCCUAUUCAGGGCGGACAGGGACCAGUGCAAGCUGUCUGGCUCACAGUCUUGCAGAGCAAAUCUGGUGUGGGGAACUGGAUUUCUAGCUGUGUGCUCCAGCUUCCAAGGGAGACAAGAAUUAGACCAGCCUUCUCUAACCUGGUGCCAUCCACAUGGUUUGGACCACAGCUCCCCUCUGCCCCAGGCAUCUAGGGCAGGGCAAACCUAGACUUUCAGCUUACUGUACCCUUCAGCUUCCUAGGUAAAGGUAAAGGGACCCCUGACCAUUAGGUCCAGUCGUGACCGACUUUGGGGUUGCGGCGCUCAUCUCGCUUUACUGGCCGAGGGAGCCGGCGUACAGCUUCCGGGUCAUGUGGCCAGCAUGACUAAGCCGCUUCUGGCGAACCAGAGCAGCGCACGGAAACGCCAUUUACCUUCCCACCGGAGCGGUACCUAUUUAUCUACUUGCACUUUUGUGCUUUCCAACUGCUAGGUUGGCAGGAGCAGGGACCGAGCAACGGGAGCUCACCCCAUUGCGGGGAUUCAAACCGCCAACCUUCUGAUUGGCUCCCUGAUUUACCUAGCUUCCUACUGUGCCCUUAAUCCUCUGAGCAAGCAGCAGCACUUCCUAGCUGGCCUUUCUUGAGCAGGGUUGUGUUCUCCUGCCUGGUCCUUCCAUCGCUCCCCUGAGGAGACUCUUCCUUCCACCCCACCAUGUUUUCCAUAAUCGCCCUACUGUGGUUUUGAGUGCAGUAACUAAUCUGUACUGUGUGAUGGAGCUUCGCUCCCCCCCAUCUUUCCAUUUUACAUCGAUGCAUGAAUCAAUAGCGGUCUGAGCUGACAUCUCUGCCUGCAUUCAGAGGAAGCAUUAAAUAACACCGCAGUGGCUAAUGCACCCCUCUUCUGCUCCCCUGUUCCUCAGGCAAUUUCUAGGGCAGGGCAGCAGCUGCAGCUCUUCUUUUUCUGCCCCUCUGAGAGAUCCUGCAGAUCAGGGGUGGGUGACUCUCAGGCCAGCGGGCCAGUCUUGACCCACCCACAGGGUCCAAGUUGGCCUGGGAGGUUGUAUCCUCCAAACCACACUGCCCAACAGCAGACGUCUCUGGAUUAAGUAUCAGGGAUGUGCUCGGUGUUUGUCGUUGGCCUCCCUCUGUCUCGAGAGACAAUGGAGUGUGCCUCCGAGGGUGAAGUCGAAACUCUGUGUUAGCAGCACCGAAGUGACGUCCUUGGGGCGCAAGCCUGGGCAGGGGGUAUGGAGGUCCUGGGCUGACCAGAUAAAGAGGAGAAGAAGAGUUUGGAUUUGAUAUCCUGCUUUAUCACUCCCUUAAGGAGUUUGGGGAAGAUAGACUAAAGGAUUCCGCCCAAGGCCUGAUCCCGCCAAAGUUGUGACGUUUUGCUACGGGAAAAGCAAACCUGCCAAUGCAGAGGAAUUCCUUUCCGGCCCUUCAACAGCGACCUUGACGUAGCAGCGCCCGCGUACCUGUGGAGAAAAGGUUAACCUGCAAAAGAAGUCUUAACUGAGGGUGGGUAGGGUGGGAGAAGCUCUGGAGCCAACUGACAAUUCCCAGGUAAGAUCCUCCCCCAAUUGUGUGGGCAGGGUGGUCCCUCCCCCUACCUGGCCUGAUUACCUUGACAAAUCCUCCCCAGGCAGGAUUGGGCAACUGGCUGAGGUAGGCGGAGACCUCCAGGUAUCCCACCUGGCGAAAGUGAAGCCAAACCUGUGCUAAUGGUGCCGCAUAGGGUCCAGGGGGCUGCGCGUGACCACACAAAAGGUGCCCCUCCAUUUAAUGUGGGGAGCGAUUACUACGUAAACAAGACACGAAGAAGAAGAGUAGUAGUAGUUUGGAUUUGAUAUCCCGCUUUAUCACUACCCCAAGGAGUCUCAAAGCGGCUAACAUUCUCCUUUCCCUUCCUCCCCCACAACAAACACUCUGUGAGGUGAGUGAGGCUGAGAGACUUCAGAGAAGUGUGACUGGCCCAAGGUCACCCAGCAGCUGCAUGUGGAGGAGCGGGGAAGCGAACCCGGUUCACCAGAUUACAAGUCCACCACUCUUAACCACUACACCACACUGGCUCUCACUGAUGGGGUCCAAAGGAAAGCAGCGCAAGACAUUUGGCACCAGCUUGGCUGCAGGAGUUGCCAGGAGGAGGCACUCUACUCCAGAUUUACUCCUGAGCCUUUUUAUUCUCCUGAAGGGAAGCCAGGUUUACGAUCAGUGUUUUCCUUCUCUUAUAUUGGCUGCUUUCCCAGGUUAAUGAACCCCACCUGGCCCUCACUCCCCUCUGCAGCAUGUGCAGGAAUUGCCUUCUUGACCGUUCAACCCACUCUUGGUCUCGUCCGCUCAAUCCUCCAGAGUCCCAAGUCACCGAGGGUUUGAGACCCAUCUGCUUCCCUCACUCGGUUUAGCAGGCCAGUCAAAUCUGUUCCUGGGGUGUGUCGUCGCAUGCUGACAGCUUACCAAAGCAUUCUGCCUGUGCAAAGGUUUCACUGUUAGGAAAACGUUAUUUAAGACACAGAUAAAAGUUCCUAGAAGCUUUAAAGAGGGUUCCAGAUUUUUUUCUUUAGUGUGUAGGAGUGCCACUCUAGGCUUGAUUGGUGUCAGCUAGAGGUGUAGACAAAGGGAGGAAGUUGCAGGCUGCAAUUUCCACACGAGGAAAGCACACACACACACACUCUGUCAGCACACACGCUGACAACAAGGUUGGAAGUCAGACAAUGUGUGCUGCUGAUACUGUGAGUUUUGCUGUGUCAGGAUUGUUACCGUAUUUUUCGCCCCAUAGGACGCACCGGCCCAUAGGACGCACCUAGUUUUUUGGGGGGGAAAUAAAGAAAAAAAAUCCCCCCCCCAGGUGCGGGGCUGGAAGAACCAGGUCGGGGAACAGCGGGAAGGCGUGCUCCGCCUCCCCGCUGUCCCCUGAGCUUGUGGGGCUGGCGAUGGGGAGAAGCGCUGCUUUCCCCAUCGCCAGCCUCCAAAGCAGGUCGAGGAACAGCGGGGUGCAGGCAGCUCUCCCACGGCUUGCGGACAGCUUCCUGAAGCCUGGAGAGCGAGAGGGGUCGGUGCGCACCGACCCCUCUCGCUCUCAAGGCUUCAGAGAAAGCCUGCAUUCACCCCAUAGGAUGCACACACAUUUCCCCUUCAUUUUUGGAGGGGGAAAAGUGCGUCCUAUAGGGCGAAAAAUACGGUAAUUACUGGACUGAGAUUAUACCGUGCUGGAGAGAGAAAGAGGGAAUGUAAAUAGCCUGUAUAUGAUAGUAACAGAAAUGCCUGUACAAUCAGUCAAGCAAUAAAGAAGAUCUUGACUGUGAAUUUGAGUAUGACUCCUGUUCUUGUCCUCUGCCUCCGGGGAAAACUCUGCUACAAACAUUAAGACGUGGUUUUACCGAGGUGCCACCACACAAGCGGAAAAGCUUGUAUCGGCCGAGACCAUAGUUACUAACACAAUACCUUUCUCCCCCCCCUUUUUUUUUUACUAAAGGUAUUUGAAAUCAGGAAUACAGAAGACCUCACUGAGGAGUGGCUGCAUGAGAAACUUGGCUUCUUCCAUUGA
Messenger RNA from Podarcis lilfordi (Lilford's wall lizard), 20543 nucleotides. NCBI's taxonomy places the organism in Eukaryota, Metazoa, Chordata, Lepidosauria, Squamata, Lacertidae. The record is from the annotation of a GenBank genome assembly.